AUGGGAUUUGCCACGCCCCAACAGAUUGAAUCAAUGGGGGAUCCGACUGAACGAUCACACCGCAAGACGGAUUCGCUGAUUCAGAGGACCCUGAGGGAGAAGUUCGCUUUUAGCACGGUUCUCACUAUUGCCCAUCGAUUGGAUACGAUCAUCGAUUCCGAUCAAAUCCUCGUCCUCGAUGCUGGCCAACUCAAAGAGCAGGGUCAUCCUUACGAGCUUCUGUUGAACAAAAACGGGAUGUUCUUCAAGCUGGUGGAACAGACCGGACGUGCUGCCAGUCGUCGCCUUUACAUUUCCGCUGCCAUGGCCUAUUCAAAGAAGUUCCCAGACAAGUUGAAGAUGCAACCGGACACCCCGAAGCAGGAAUCUGAGCCUGUUUACGUAAGCGACGAAGAGGAAGAGGAGGAGGAAGAGGAGGAGGAAGAGGAAGAGGAGGAGGAGGAGGAGAAAGAGUAAGAAGAUGAAAGUCCACAGAAGUCGAGCCCCUCGUGCGGCCAUGAAAUAGCAACAUGUAUCCAAAUGAGGGGUCCUCAGUGAUUCAUUAAUAUUAUUGCCACCAUAUCCUUUUGCCUUCUCGUGACUCAUGUCACGAUUAUCGAACAUUGUGAAUACAGAG
Molecule: messenger RNA, 616 nt
Organism: Darwinula stevensoni
Lineage: Eukaryota; Metazoa; Arthropoda; Ostracoda; Podocopida; Darwinulidae
Source: the annotation of a GenBank genome assembly